Messenger RNA from Rhinichthys klamathensis goyatoka, 1777 nucleotides. Its product is annotated as exostosin-1b. Lineage: Eukaryota; Metazoa; Chordata; Actinopteri; Cypriniformes; Leuciscidae. Gene Ontology annotation, cellular component: Golgi apparatus. The transcript has a single exon. The coding region runs from base 830 to 1777 and encodes 315 amino acids. Gene Ontology annotation, molecular function: acetylglucosaminyltransferase activity; glucuronosyltransferase activity. The record is from RefSeq and is a predicted model, not a curated record.
CACACUGGCGUCGUGUCGGGAUUGGAAUGUAACAGAGUAACAAUCGGAACAACUGAGCAAAUAGGUGUUUGGACUCGCGGAUCAAGGAACUCAGUUGAUUUUAUUCGCCGAGGAAACAGCCUGUGAAACUCGCCCGUUGUUUUUUUUCGCUAAACGGGAAACGUCGCUUUCCAGAGCCGGUGUCCUGGUGAAGAGGAAAUCCACUUCUUGCGUGUGUGAAGGUCCACGGAGAGCGCAGGAAUAAGAGAAAUGCAGGGAUUCGUGAGGUUACGGUGAUCUGCCCCGUGUGUGUUAUUGUUUCGGAGGUGAAUGCAUGGAGUUACGCUUUAGUUUAGCCUGGACGUGUGGUUUGGAAGCGCAAAGCAUCGGAGAUAAACCUCGGUCGUUGCAUUAUUAUUUACGACUUUGCAUGUUUUCCAACGGGACCCCCUGCUCUCCAAAGACCCCAUGAGUCAGUGCCGCCGCAACUCUCCGGUGCGACGCGUUUCGUUGCGCUUUUAUUAAUCCGCCGCGGGAAAACUAAAUCAGCGAGUAUUUAUACCUGAUUGUGUGUUUAUAAUUAUCCAUACCGGUGCGUUUGCUGUAGGUAAUGGGUGCACUGUGAAAUGUCGCUAGUACUAGACAGACGAGGGAGAUCGAGGAGCCCGAUGUAAAAUCGCCCACAUGCGCUUGAUCAAUCGCUUGCUGUUUGCUGAUCGGAAUCUGAAGAGUUGUAAAUCCUCGCAGGCUGGAAGAUGGCGGAGCGGUACUAUAGCUGGAGGAGGUGGUGCGGCUGCUUCUGCUGAGAUACAAACUUGAGAUUUAUUUGCAAACACCGCGAUCUGGACACAUGCAGGCCAAAAAACGAUAUCUGAUCUCGCUCUUGACUGGCGCCUUUCUAGUUUUGCUCUUUUACUUCGGAGGAGGGGCGGUCCCGGGUCCGGCGGCCACGGGGUCCAGGAGCCGACAUGGAUAUAAUCGUCCUGAUCAACCGUGGCCGCACUUUUCCGAUCCCUUACAACACUUCAUCCCGUGGGACCACUCGGACACGGAGGAAUAUAACGUGCAUAUAUCGCCCAGGCAGAAGAGAGACGUUAACUCGAGCGUUUACAAGGGCAAACGGUGCCGCAUGCAAUCAUGCUUCGACUUCACUCUAUGUCAAAGGAACGGAUUCAAAGUCUACGUGUAUCCGCAGCAGAAGGGCGAGAAGAUCUCGGAAAGUUACCAGAACAUUUUAUCCACCAUCGAGGGCUCUAGGUUUUACACUUCUGACCCUGGUCAAGCGUGUUUGUUCGUCCUGAGCUUGGACACUCUUGAUCGAGACCAAUUAUCGCCACAGUACGUGCACAAUCUCAAAACCAAGGUGCAGAGCUUGCCUCUUUGGAACAAUGGUAGAAAUCACCUCAUAUUUAAUUUGUAUUCGGGCACAUGGCCUGACUAUACGGAAGACUUGGGCUUUGACAUUGGUCAGGCCAUGCUGGCCAAAGCAAGCAUCAGUAUGGAGAACUUCAGACCUAACUUUGACAUAUCCAUCCCGUUAUUCUCCAAGGAUCACCCAAGGACCGGAGGGGACAGGGGGUACUUGAAAUAUAACACCAUUCCACCUUUUAGAAAGUAUAUGUUGGUAUUUAAGGGGAAACGCUAUUUGACCGGCAUCGGCUCGGACACGAGGAAUGCCUUACAUCAUGUUCAUAACGCGGAGGAUGUAGUUCUUCUCACCACCUGCAAACAUGGCAAAGACUGGCAGAAACACAAGGACGCGCGAUGUGACCAGGACAACGCCGAGUAUGACAAGUAA